UCAAGUGUAUGUUAGUGACGGAUGGUGGGGAUUGGGGGGAGUUUCAGCCCAUGUUUGGACAUGUUUACACUCGGGUGUUGCCUAUCAGGGAAACGACUAGAAAGUGCUCUGUGGUUCAAGUGCUCGGUAGUAUACAGUUGCCGGUGUCUAGAGUAACAUUUGCAAACGAUUUUUAAAUCAUGGCUCAAGCUAAAAUCCAUGCAAAAAUGAAUGAAGGCGACAAGAACAGUAAAUUCAGUAGAUCCAUGUCAAUGGCAGAUCGUUCAGGACGCUUAUUAGAAAGUUUGGAUCAGCUGGAACUCAGAGUUGACUCUUUGCGAGAGGCAGCGUCUGCUUUGGAACAGGAAAAAGAGAGCCUGCUGGAGAUGAUUAACUCCAUACAGAGCAGCCAGGAGAUGCGCAGCAUCAGUGAUGGUGAAAGAGAGGAGCUUAGUUUAACAGCCAGUCGUCUUCUAGGCAGGACCCUGACUGUUGAGGUUUCAGUGGAAACAAUUCGCAACCCACAGCAGCAGGAUGCUCUCAGCAAGGCCACCUCUAUUGUUGACGAGAUAGCUGGGGAAAUUCUAGAUGACCUGGAAGGGGGCAGGAAACGCUUGCUAUCCCUCCUUGCUGCCUGUGUCACCGAGGCACCCCCUGUCCCAAUUGAUCAGAAGUUCCAGAGCUUAGUGAUCAGCUGUGCUUUGGAGGACCAGAAAAAAAUCAAGAGGAGGCUAGAAACCCUCAUCAGAAAUGUGGACAAUUCAGGGAAAACCAUAAGAAUCAUGGAUCAGAAGAAGAUAAAUGGCCAAAAAGAGAACAAGAGCCUUCCGUAGUGCAAUCACCAGUGGUAUAUGACUUUAUCUAAAUCUGCAAGUCUACCAAUAACCCCUUAAGGACCAAUGACAAUUGUACUAAGAGGUGCACAUGGGACCUCAUAAACUCUUUGUUUUGAGGUGAUUAAACUUCCAAAAUACAUUUUUAUACUGGAAAGGCAGAAUUGCUGAUGAUAAACCUGGUCCUUAAGGGGUUGACGUAGCUCUUGAAAUUGAAGGAUAGGAUUACUGUAUGACAAGGUCAUACACAUUCCACUAGAAAAUAUUUACAUGCCUACAAAACCGUCUUCACUGUGUCCAAAAUAUUAAUGUGGGAUGUGAGGAUCUUUGUACUUAACAUUUGAUUAACUGCAAAUAAUGUAUGGGUUAGGGUGAAGGUAUAGAGUGUGAAUUGUUUAGGGUUAAAUUAAGAUUCAGGCUUGAUACGAUAGGAGCGUAGAAAGUUUAUGAAGUCUCAGUUCCAAUCUUACUAACAUCCCUAGCAUUAGGACUGUUUAGCAAAAAGUAACAAUGAAUUGCACUUAAGGUAUCAUUUUGUUUAAUAUUCUCAAGUGAAUUAUUUUAUACUACUCCAAAUUUGCUAAGGAUCACUUGGUUAUAUGGUAUUUGUGUGAAGACAAUAAUAAAAAAAAUUGAAACAAUACAUUAAAUUUAACACCUUUAUUUAAAAAUAUUGAAUUUAGGACAAUUUCUAAAUAAGAUAAUCAAGAUUUGAGUUUGGUUCAAUUUCUACAGGU
Molecule: messenger RNA, 1549 nt
Organism: Polyodon spathula (Mississippi paddlefish)
Lineage: Eukaryota; Metazoa; Chordata; Actinopteri; Acipenseriformes; Polyodontidae
Gene: bag2
Product: BCL2 associated athanogene 2
Exons: 3
Coding region: 180-812 (210 amino acids)
Biological process (GO): protein stabilization
Molecular function (GO): protein-folding chaperone binding; adenyl-nucleotide exchange factor activity
Source: RefSeq, a predicted model, not a curated record